Ceratotherium simum simum (southern white rhinoceros) is the source of this 1429-nucleotide messenger RNA. RefSeq names its product negative elongation factor complex member E (gene NELFE). Gene Ontology annotation, cellular component: NELF complex. Gene Ontology annotation, molecular function: RNA binding. NCBI's taxonomy places the organism in Eukaryota, Metazoa, Chordata, Mammalia, Perissodactyla, Rhinocerotidae. Gene Ontology annotation, biological process: negative regulation of transcription elongation by RNA polymerase II. The record is from RefSeq and is a predicted model, not a curated record.
CCCGCCGGGGGCGUGGAUAAGUGCUACUGAGGGGCUGACCUAAGCUCGUAGAAGGCAGGACGGAAGUGUCUACGUCUGGGCCGCCUUGGUUACCGCGUUCUCCGCCCCUCGCUACGUCAUCGCUCUGAGCCCGCGAUCCGCUGCCCGCGCGGGCGCCGCCCGAGACUGUGGGGCCCCGGUUGCCGCCCCCUCAGGAGCCACCAUGUUGGUGAUACCCCCCGGACUGAGCGAGGAGGAGGAGGCUCUGCAGAAGAAAUUCAACAAACUCAAGAAAAAGAAAAAGGCAUUGCUGGCUCUAAAGAAGCAAAGUAGCAGCAGCACAACCAGCCAAGGCGGUGUCAAACGCUCACUGUCAGAGCAGCCUGUGGUGGACACAGCCACGGCAACAGAGCAGGCAAAGCAGCUGGUGAAGUCAGGAGCCAUCAGUGCCAUCAAGGCUGAGACCAAGAACUCGGGCUUCAAACGUUCUCGAACCCUAGAGGGGAAGUUAAAGGACCCUGAGAAGGGGCCAGUCCCCACUUUCCAGCCGUUCCAGAGGAGCAUAUCUGCGGACGAUGAUCUGCAGGAGUCCUCCAGACGUCCCCAGAGGAAAUCUCUGUAUGAGAGCUUUGUGUCUUCCAGUGACCGACUUCGGGAACUGGGACCAGAUGGGGAGGAGGCAGAGGGCCCAGGGGCUGGUGAUGGCCCCCCUCGAAGCUUUGACUGGGGCUAUGAAGAACGUGGUGGUGCCCAUUCCUCAGCCUCCCCUCCCCGAAGCCGCAGCCGGGACCGCAGUCGUGAGCGGAACCGAGACAGAGACCGAGACCGGGAACGGGAUCGAGACAGAGAUCGGGAUCGGGACCGGGACCGUGAGCGGGACAGAGACCGUGAUCGAGAUCGGGACAGGGACCGAGACCGAGACAGGGAUCGGGAUCGAGACAGGGAUCGGGAUCGCGACCGAGAGGGCCCUUUCCGCAGGUCGGACUCGUUCCCUGAACGCCGGGCCCCUCGGAAGGGGAAUACUCUGUAUGUGUACGGAGAAGACAUGACACCUGCCCUCCUCCGGGGGGCCUUCUCUCCCUUUGGAAACAUCAUUGACCUCUCCAUGGACCCACCCAGAAACUGUGCCUUCGUCACCUAUGAAAAGAUGGAGUCAGCAGAUCAGGCUGUUGCUGAGCUCAAUGGGACCCAGGUGGAGUCUGUACAGCUCAAAGUCAGCAUCGCCCGCAAACAGCCCAUGCUGGACGCCGCCACUGGCAAGUCUGUCUGGGGCUCCCUCGCUGUCCAGAACAGCCCUAAGGGUUGCCACCGAGACAAGAGGACCCAGAUUGUCUACAGUGAUGACGUCUACAAGGAGAACCUUGUGGAUGGCUUCUAGGGAAUGGAGCUGGAUUCCAUGUGCCUCAUCAGCCCCAACACUGGUCUCAGUAAAACACUGAGGUGGAAGCUC